Messenger RNA from Vitrella brassicaformis, 6516 nucleotides. The record is from the annotation of a GenBank genome assembly. NCBI's taxonomy places the organism in Eukaryota, Vitrellaceae.
AUUUUUCCUGACCAGGGCGAUGCAUCCUCUGCCCGGUGGGUGCGCUGAGAUAGCUACACGAGAUGAUCAUAAUCACGUGUAGUAUAGUGUUUGUUGUUGUGUGUCAGGCCCGCAUCCCUACACCCUGACACCCACCCAGAUGGCCCCUUCCCCUCCCGCCGGCGGCCCCUGGACGCACCAGCCCCCCCCUGCGCCAAGAUCCUCCCGCGCAGCAAGGCACGAGCCAUCCCAGCCCUCGCCUACAGCAAGGCAAGGGGCGGACAGGCAAGCAGGCAUCACUCGGGCGCCCACCACACUCACCAGACACCAGUCUAGCAGAAUUGGUAGGUAAGAUGGAUGAAUGAAUGGAACCGGGAAUGCCAUCCAACAACACCACACACUGGGGAGGUUGUCCAUGUAAUUGUCACAUGGUCCGAACUUGUUCUUUGCUUGUGCUCUCGCGACAGAUCCCGAGCAGAUUCCCAGGCCCACAGGUCCAAGUGACUUACCCGUGGAGGGAGGCAAAAGGUACGGAGUAUGGACUCGGGCGCCACAGCCUACAGACAUCAGUACUUGCGAAUCGGAGCUCACCUCACCGAUGGCCGUUCCCAUCGAGAUACAAACAUGUAACUGUCUGUCUGUCUACAUCCGUCUGCGUGUAGGUACGAGACGGACAAGUACACCUUACCUCCUCCCGCCACGAGCAGCUACACAGUCAUUGACAGGGGUAGGGUAGGGCGUCGCUCACAGCCACACAUGACUCAGGGAGGGAGGCGGGUAGCCACACAGACAGACAGACAGCAAUCGGCCGACCGGUGGAUUGCCAUUCAUUCCUUGCUUUGCUACUGCCUUCCUUUGUUCUCUCUCAGGGUCGGCAUCCUGUCGUUUCAUACGGCUGACCACCAACCAGGCAGGUGUCCGCACAGCACAGUCUGGAGCAACAUCGCUGCUUGCGUGUCAACCUGCCCGUCUUGUCGUCCUGUCGUUGAUACAUUUGUGCAGAUCCCGGCACUUUCCCAGACGGCUGCAACAUCGCACAUACCCAUAGGUGGGCGACCGAGGCAGUCAGUCAGUCCCUGCGUAUGAUAGAUACAUACAUCACAGGCAGACAGGCAGGCAGGCAGGCAGGCAAGACAGGCAGACAGGCAGAUGGACGACUGCGCACCGGUCUUCGGGUGUGCGUCUACUGUCCUGGGUGGCACGCUGUCUGUUGGGGUGUGUUUGUUUUUCAGGGUGUGUGGUUCAGCCGUUUGCCGAGCUGGCCCCGACAGAAGAGCAGAUACCAGUGGUCAGGCACCAACAACGGACAGGCAGGGCCCUGCUUGCAGGGCAGCCAACGACGAAGGAAUGAACGGAUGGCGUUUCUUGUAUGUAUGCGUGGCAUGUGUGUCUUGUGUCUGGAUGGGAUGGUACCCAUAUAUCUAUCUGUGGAUGAAUGGAUGUGAUGUAUCCUCAAAGGUAGACUUCAGUGCAUCAUCAUCCGAAGGUCUGGGCAACAACACAACCACGAGCAGCGGUGCACCAGGUCCCGUGAGGUGUCCCCGGUGUCGGGCGUACGUCAACCCCUUCAUGGCCAGCUCGGCAGGUGGCAGGGAGUGCAGCUGCAACCUCUGCGGACAUGUCUUCCAGGUACCUCAACUAGAAAGCCAGACCGAGACGUGCGCAGGCAUCUAUCUAAUGUUUCCGUCCGUCCGUCCGUCUCUCUGUUUGUGUGUACUCUGCUUGUCGACCACCCGACAGUUGCCACAGUGGUAUUCCUGCGUGCUCGACGAGUUUGGGAGGCGACGGGACAUCAUGGAAAGACCCGAACUGCUCAAGGUAUACAUACACAAACCCUAUGGGCAUGGACGUACGCACGUUGAUGUGUCUGUGUGUCUGUCGGUACGCCCAUCUGCCUGGGUGUGGUGUGGUGUGGGUGUCGCACUCACAGGGUACCGUUGAUUUUGUGGCCCCAGCUGAGUACUCGGAUGGCAUCCCCCAGCCCCCUGCAUUCUGCUUCGUCAUUGAAACCACAUUCAUGUCAGCUGUCACAGGCAAGUCACACACAUGACCUCAUCAAUCAAUCAAUCAAAGCAGCACACGGCAGGUGAGGUGCCUGCCACAGAUAUUCUAACCGUGUCGGUUUCCAUGCAGGUUUCCUUCACCAGGCCAUCGAGAGCGUCAAAUGUGCCCUUGAGCACAUGCCCGCCGUCACAUCAGAGGUAAGGUCGCAGACGUAGACAGACAGAUGCACACACACGUACGUACGUACAUGUCCUGCUGCCUGCCUGCCUGCCUGCCUUGUUCCUCAUUGGUCCAUCCAUUCGUCCAUUCACCGAUAUCCCUCCCUUCCGUGUCUGUGUGUAUGGCGUUGGUUGAUUUGCUGGUUGGUUGGUUGUUUCAGGUGGCGGUAGUGACGUUCGACCACUGCCUGACGUUUUAUCCACUGGACCGUCUGUUCACGGCCAAGAAUCAGAUGAUGUGCGUGGGGGACGUCGAAGAUGACCCAUUCUUCCCCGCACCCACAGAUGUGCUAUGCGUCAACGUGCAGGAGAACCAUGACAAGGUGGGUGAUUCACAAAUGAAUGAAGGACCCAUCGGGCCGUCCAGCCAGCCACCCAGCCAGCCAGCCAGCCAUCGAUCCAUUCCUCCCUCCCACCUGGUGUGGUGUGGUGUACGACGGACGGCACCCUUGCUUUUGUUGUUGUGGUGGCAUGCAUCCCAUCCACCAGAUUGUGGAGGUGUUGGAUUCCGUGUUGGAGCGCGCUCAGGAUUCCAAAGCCUCUCACUCAGCGGGCAACGCUGCACUCAAGGUGGGUGGCUGGGUGGUCGGGGGGAUGCAAUGCAAUCGAUGCGAUGCGAUGCGCAUCGAUGGAACUAUGUUACUUGUAUGUAUAUAUAUACGUGUGUGUGAUUGAUUUUUGUGGCUGGUGUCGUGUCUCCCUCCCUCCCUCCCUCUCUCCGUCUGUCGAUCCUAUCGAUCCAAGGCCGCAGUGGAUCUGCUGGCAGCGCGAGGCGGGGGGGUGGUGAUGCAGUACUAUUGCUCCGUCCCAGACGUCGGUACGCAUACGCAUGCACAUAUGCACGCGCGUCGACUUCUGUACAUACGUACGAUGAGUGCAGCCCACCCCUGUCUGUCUGUUCGUUUGUCCCUCGCCCUCUUUGUCUCGGACUGUGUGUGUACGCAGGUGUGGGUGCGUUGAACAAGCGUGAGGACUUCAAGCACAUCCAUGCCUUCAGCAGCAGUGGCAGCUCAUCGGCGGUCUCGGGAGCCACAUCCGCCCCCACCAGUGGGUCGGCCCCGCCGCCAUCAAGCGCAGCAGGGACUUCUACCGAACACGGAUCGCAGAAGCUCGAUAAAGUCAUGUUCCAACCACAACAGGCAAGUGAGAGAGCAACUAAAGAGCGAGGGACACUGCAUAAUCCAGCCAGCCAUCGACCGCUGGUUUUAUGUGAAUCUCUCCCCUGCUUGAAUUGCAUUUUUUCUUUGGUUCGUUCCUUCCUUUUUUCCUUCCGUGCUGGUUUAUUGGUUGGUUUGUUGGUUGGUCGGUUCAGGCAGCGUUUUACGACAAGCUUGCGAAGCACUGCUAUGAGACGGGUGUGGGAGUGGAGGUGUUUUGUCAGCCGCCGUCGAAUGCCUUCAUCGACCUGGCCAGCCUGGGCCACAUAGCGCAUGUGACGGGCGGCCACAUCCACCUGUACACCCAGACCUCCACCGACAGGGACCCUGAGAGGAUCAAGAGGGACGUCAUACGCACACUCGCUCCCUCUGGCUUCAACUGCAUCUUCAAGCUCAGGACCAGCAAAGGACUCGCCGUGUCUAAGUUCUACGGCCCAUGGAGUGCCAAACAUGGCCUUGAUGCAUCUUCAUUCGCAAUACCCCGCCUUCACCCCGACACCGCCGUCGCAUUCCUCCUCAAACACGACGACAGGUAGGCCAGGUGACAAGGCGACUGACACCGACGGACCGACGGACGGACGACGCAGCUAGCUACGACCAUCUAUCCAUCCGUGCUAUGCUGGACUGUGCUGUGCUGUGCUUUACUGUGCUGUGGUGUGUGUAGGCUUGAUCAGCAGAAGCAUGUGUACCUCCAAUGCGCUUGUAGGUCGCUGAUAGGGAGCGCUGUGUGUCACAUACAUCGCAUAGCGAGUGAAUCGGCUGUGUGUAUGUGUAUGUGUGACAUGAUCAGGCCUGUACACCAACAUGAAGGGGCAGCGAAUGAUCCGAGUCAUCACCCUGGCCACACCCACAACGUCCUCGCUAAGUACCUCACGGCCACACACGGACCGGACCUAUGAGAGACAGACAGACAAUGAAUGCAAUGAAUGCACCGGUUCACCUCAUGUGAACGGACUGGACUCCUUUCCUGCCUUCCUUCUUGGGGGGGUCACCGGUGGGUGGUUUGCGUUGCCUUAGGCUCGGUGUUUCGGUACACGGAGAUCGACUGCUUGAUCAACGUACUCACCAGGUAGGUACAUACACGCAUACACACAUAGCUACAGUGACGGAGACGAGCAAGUAUGAUUGACUGCAUCCCAUCCCCACAGACAGCACAAGCGAAGCAAGGAGAGCAGAUGGCCUGCCUAUUCGGCGUCUAUACAUGUGUCUGUGUGUGUUUCUUUGGUGUGUAGGAUGUCGGCUCACGGCGUGAUGCACGGUGUGGGUCACUACCGUGAAGAUCUGCUGAACAUGUGUGUGGACAUGCUGCUGAGCUACCGGCUGCACUGCGCCACGUCCACUACGGCCGGCCAGCUCAUACUCCCAGAGUCACUCAAACUCUUGCCCCUUUACGUCAUGGCUCUCUUCAAACACGCUGUACGGUGCACACGCAAAAGGGAUUGCAUUGCACUGCAGGGACUGACUGACUGACUGACUCCUGGGCGGGCGUUCUUCUCUCCCUGCCUGCGAAUGUGUGUUGUGUGGUGGGUGCUGCAGGCGUUCAGGGGCAAGAGCGAGGUGCGAGCCGACGAAAGGGUACGCUGCAACACGCUCAUUGACCACUCCACAUUCCUUCCACCCGCCGGCUGACCGCCUGGCUGCUUUGUUGCGUCUAUGAUAAAUCGUGUCUGACUGACUCAUGACGUGUGUGUUUCCUUCAGGUGUACUUUCUGAUGCGGUUCGAGCGUCUGCCCGUGUCGAUGUCGUCUCUGUCGCUCUAUCCGGCCCUGAGGUGUCUGCACCGCAGCCUCACAAACGACAGAAAACUCGAGGCAGCCAUCAAGGUACUGAAUUGAUUCACGAAUCAACCAACCACAUACAUACAUACAUCCAUCCGUGUGUGUCGUCGAUUGGUCUGCGUGCCACCCACCAGGCGAGCUCGCUGUUGCCGCCCACGAUAGCAUCGACGGGGGAGAAGGUCUCAUCUGACGGUCAGACGCACUCAGACGCGAGGGAGGGACACACUAAUCCAAGCAGCUCAGCUCGCAUUCUGCGUGGCUGUGUGUACGGGAUGUGUCGGCCAGGUGUGUAUUUGAUGGAUGAUGAUGAGCACUUCCUCAUCUACGUCGGAUGCGAUGUCAGGCCCUCCUACGUCACACACGUAAGCACCACACACGGACGGCACAUAGUCGUCUCCAUCCACUUGCCGGCCGAUUUGUCAUCUAUCCAUCUAUGGGUCGGUCAGUUUUUGGGUCUUGAGGUGGAGGAGCCCGUGUACUGGAGUGUGGGUGUCGAUGGUGAGGCGUCACCUCUGUACAGCAACGGCAUGGCUGCUGCUGGUGGCAAAGACUGCAUCGAGAGGCGCAUUGUGCAGCACCUCAGAGCCCUCAAGGGCAGCCACCCACAUGUACCUGUACGCAUCAUCCCAGCAAGGUAGGUACGGUACCUAGACACUCUCACACACAUCGACAGACAGACAGACACCAUACAUCGCCCCCCCGGCAUUGAUCGACUGACACACACAUCCAUGCCAUCGGUUGCCAUGCAGGUCAGGUGAGGAGGGUCGGUUCAGCUGCCGCUUGGUGGAGGACCCUGUGUCAGGGGAGGCCAGCUAUGUCGACUUCCUCUGCCAGGUCAGCUCGCACAACACACACACACACGGCCACAGCCAGACACACAUAACCAUCAACGCAUCUUGGUUAUACUGGCCGAUUUGUUUCUUGAUCAGAUCCAUCGUCUGGUGAACGCCAAACUGGAUUGAGCGAGCAAGACGCCCCACAAGGCAUUCGAUGGAGUCACCCGUACACACGCACACUCGUGGCCUGCAGGCAAGGCAUAUGAUCGAUGAGGGAAUGAGUGCAAAGCGAUGGAUGGAUGGAUGGAUGCUCCAUCGCUUUUUGAGAUGAGCAUAUGAGUUGGACGAUGAGUUGGACUCAUGGAUGGAUGUGCGUAUGCUGGAUGAGUUGGACAAUGGACGAGGUGCGUUUUUGAGUUGGGUAGGGGGUGUGACAUACACACACACAUACAUACAUACAUGGCUUCCGUCCUUCCCCUCUGUGUGUCUGUCUGCAUGCCUGUGACUGACUGACGUUGUCUGUAGCAUCCAUCCAUCAAUGGCUGGUCGGUGGGCCAACAUAUGAUGCGCAUGCAUUGAUUCAGUCAUUAACCUAACUGCCUUG